UGAGCAACAAAUUUCGUGGGUCUGGCAGCUCUGCUCAUUGUUUUGUCUACGACUUUUGUUUGUUGACUUUUUAAUACGCGUUGAACUGCUCUCUAAAAUGGCCGAGGAAAUCGAUGACAACGAGUUCUAUAGAGAAAACUUUAGCGCCGACUCCGAUUGGGAAGUGUUCAAUGCCCAGCUGGGCGAAAUACUCCAGAAAUGGGAUGUAUCCUCCGAUUCUGACGUGGGCAGAAGUCUACGGCCCGAGGAAAUCUUUCAUUGCAAGUGGAAGGUGCAACAAGAGAAGCUGGACAUACUAAUGAAUCGAAAUGGCAUCGAAGUGGAGUACCAUCAAGCCGUUUUAGAUGAGGAUGAACUGACGGCGCGGGAGGAGAUCAAGGAAAAUACAUGCUUGCAACGCACCAUUUGCCACGAGGAUCUGAUGAGUUUAGGAAACAGUUUUGGUCCGCCAAUAAGGAGCACCCAGGACCUGCACACGCUCGCCAGGAUCUACGGCCUGAGAAGGUUUAUUGUUAUGCAUCCUGCCAGCCCGAAUCUUAAAUACAUGAAGUCCACUUCGGAGUUUAAUUUCUUUUUAAGCGCCGCUGCUGUGGUGGCUGCGGAAGUUCAGAGUGUGGUGCCCAUUUUCGUACAGAUCUACGAUCCCAAGUGGAACUUCUACACAGGCUUAGCCUUGGCGCCUGCUCUUAGGACUAACUUUAGGCUGAUUGGGCUGGAGAAAGCUCCGCCAGAGUGCCGUUUUCUAAUGGGCCUCCUUACCCUGUUCAGGGAAAAGGUACCUUCUUCCUAUAACCAGGCGGCCAAGAUAUCGGUUUGCACCACUUACGCCUUAGAUACCAUGCGAAUUCGCAUGCCCAUGUAUGUUCCUUUCGAUCAUGGUCUGAGCUCCGAGGAUAUUGUUGUGGAUGGUGAGGUUUUCCAGAUAGAACUUCAAAACUUCUACGCCCUGCCACACGGCUAUACACCGGAAUCCUGCACGGAAAUCUACUUGGUCUACACCUGGCCAGAGUUAUCGGAGCAUGUGGCCUUCGAUAGUGAACAAAGAACCGAUUUUAUUCCAUCGAAAGCUCCACUGGGAAAAGUUUACCUGUCCGUCGAGGCGUCUUCGUACCUCUCUUGUUGUCUGAAAUAUUACCAAUCUGUUGGAGAGAUAACUCGUUCACUAGAAUCGUAUGUGGGCAGAAAUUUUUCGGGUAUCAGUAGCGGAGCUGAAGGUGCCUCCAAUCCUCUCGAUCGAAUCACCUCCCACAAACUAUCCCCAGGCAGAGAUCGUAGGUACAAUCUUCCAUCCCAGGCUGGUCUAACAAAGCGUCUGCCCGGACCCAAGACAGAGAGCGAGUUAAGCGAACUGCUGGCCUACCUGUUUCCUGAUAUGCAUCCGGAUAUGGCCCUGUAUCCAUAUUCAAAGAACAACUUCAAGGAUAAGUUCGAUCCGAUGCGCAUCAAAAGUGCUGCUGCCGACUCUUUGGUCUGCCGCCUCAGCUGCCUCCUGGCAAACUGCCACGCCCACCUGGGAGGCGUCGAGGGCAUGGCUCAGUUGUGGGCCGCCUUCACUCGGCAGCUCCGGCUGCUGUGGGAUAACUCCUUGACAGUGCCAGGAAUUUCCGCUGGAUUUCCCGACACGCGCACCUGCCUUCUCCACCAGAAACUCCAGAUGCUGAAUGUUUGUGUGGAGCGUCGCGUGCAACAAGAGGCAAUUGGCAAGAAAAGAAAAUCCGAGGGAGGGAAACCCAGUUCCCAAGAGGGGCCGGAAGCCGAGGAUGAGGAGGACGAUGAGGGAGAAUUCUUCGACUGUGAUGAGCCCACCGCGGGUUCGGGUUCUCCGACAAAAGCUGUUCUCAGCCUUAAGCCCGAGGGCCGCUUGAAGCGUUUGAACGACGAGCGAUUGCUGGAGGAACCCGAGGAGUAUCUCUACAUACCAGAGACCCAAGAGCCUGUCCCCAAAACGGAGGAUCAGCUGCAGGACGAUGCAGAGGUCAUGUUGAAGCUAGGUCCUUGUUCUGGUCUCACGACUCAAAUGAUGUGCACUUCCCUGCUCUCCGACAUGGAGGCCUUUAAGGCUGCCAAUCCCAGGGGACAAAUAGAGGAUUUCAUACGCUGGUACAGUCCCAAGGACUGGGAGGAGGUCUCAGAUGAAAAUGGCCAGAAGAAGCAUCAGUUGAGUGUAAGAAUGACCACCGAGGGCAACACCUGGCUCAAGGUGUGGGAACAGGCUCAGGCUGUUCCGGUUAGCAGGCAGAAGAGACUUUUCGAUGACACCAACGAAGCCUUAAAGGUUCUCCAUUUCAUGGAGACACGAAAAAUUCACGAGAUCUACAAUCUGACUGUAAUUCCCUUGCUUCACUCAGCGAUACUUAAGCUUAUAGACAUUUUCAGCAAUGCGCAGGUGGAGGACAUUUUCACACCCCAGAUCGAGCAACUUCUGGGCGAUCUUUGCAGAGUUUCCCGUUCCCAUUCGGAUGAGCUACCUGCCAUAAAGCCCAUUUUGGAUAACCUGUCCGAGUUGGAGAGCCGUUUCUACCAAUUCAAGUGCUUUGAACGGCUCUCGGGAUGUCCCAAUAGGAUCGCCUUGCCUCAGGUGAAGCAGCAGUUCGAGGAGAUCCUUCGGAAUGAGAACUGUUGCACAAUCGUUAACCGAAGACUGACGGCAGCCGGAGAUGGCACCUUGUACGACAUACUCAUUCCCAAGCUGGAACAGGACAUGGCCGAGCGGCUGAUUAGCAAGGACUAUAUCAUACGACUCGAUGGGGAUACGAAGAGCACUGAAAAGGGUCUCUACUUGGGGCCGCAGUUCAUGAGAGCCAUUGUUACUGGCGAAAAGUUGAGACUCUGUGGGGCAUUUACUGAAAGUACAGCCUUUCUUUAAAGAGAUUUUAACUCAGCGCAAAAUAAUCUGAAAUAUAUAUUACUCUAUAAUCUGUAUAUCUAAUAUACUCCACUUUAAUAAUAUACUGUUUGGUGACAUAGGUGCUUUAUCAUUUUAUAAAAAUAAAAUAUAAAAAACACUA
Molecule: messenger RNA, 3008 nt
Organism: Drosophila ananassae
Lineage: Eukaryota; Metazoa; Arthropoda; Insecta; Diptera; Drosophilidae
Gene: Rab3GAP1
Product: rab3 GTPase-activating protein catalytic subunit
Exons: 5
Coding region: 98-2866 (922 amino acids)
Biological process (GO): positive regulation of GTPase activity
Molecular function (GO): GTPase activator activity
Source: RefSeq, a predicted model, not a curated record